AUGUUCGCAGACCAGGCUAAGUUCCAUUCAUCCACAAAAGCAGACGUCAGGAAUGUGAACGAGGUCGAGAUAACCAUUUCUCCACAAGAGCUGGAAAUAAAUGCACUACUGGAUGCAUACUUCGCAAGCUGGAUUAUAUUUCUACAUCGAUACCAAAGAGAUGCUCUAGACCAAUUCAGUUGGACCACGAGUGUCAGCUCCGGUGUACAUUCUCUUUCAGCUGGUGGGAUAUACUUUCCCAGUCUGCACAAUGUGGCAGAUCUUCUGAGCGCGGCUCGUGAUUUGCGACCAAAGUUCAAGUUCACGGAUUUGGCAACAUUACCGAUAUUUGCCUUCCAGGACGGGGUCAACGAUGAGGCAAGCUGGAAAUUUGGAGUGGAACUUAGACUUAGGCUUGGCACCCAGCACAUACAAGUCAGUUCAAGUCGAGCAGGACUUCAGCAGUGGCAAGCCUCGUCUCAGCUCCGUUCCUUUGCCCAUAUCGUGGAAAUCGUAAUUCAACAUCGUGAAUAUGCGCUGGCGCGUCUACUUGACCCAUCAGACAACGAACUGGAUAGCAUAUGGAGCUGGACUACUCCUUUGGCCGAAACCAUCAACAAAUGCAUGCACGAUAUCAUUUCCGAGAAGUCCAGAUUGCAGCCAACUAAGACGGCUGUUGAGGCUUGGGACGGGAACUUCACAUAUCAGGAAGUCGACCAGUAUUCUACUGAGCUGGCACAGCAUUUGCAACUUCUGAACAAUUCGGAAGAUCAGAUCAUCCCCGUCUUAUUUGAAAAAUCGAGAUGGACCAUGGUUGCUGUACUUGCUGUCAUGAAGUCUGGAUCUUGUUUUGCGCUCCUAGAUCCUGCGCAGCCGGAAGGCCGUCUGAGCACCAUUGUCCACCAAACGAAAGCCAAGUUACUCGUAUCUUCGAAGGCUCAGGCCAUGCUGGCUGCAAGAGUAGCCGCUGGUGCGACUGUGGUGCCAAUAUCACGUUCGAAAUUUGAGAAGAUAUAUCGUCCUUAUCUAGAACAGCUUCCGAAGACAAGCCUGCCACCUGUAUCACCAGCCGCGACGAUGUAUAUUCAAUUCACGUCUGGAAGCACCGGAUUACCCAAAGGAUGCAUGCUGUCUCAUAGCAAUUUCACCUCGGGUGCAAUACCGCGCGCCCAUACAGUGGGAUAUAAGGAGACUUCGCGGGUAUUAGACUUUGCCAGCUAUGCUUUCGAUGUCUCCAUCGAUUCCAUGCUUUGUACGCUUGCCAGCGGCGGUACAUUGUGCACACCCUCCGACGAAAGGCGAAUGAACGAUCUGAGUGGCGCGAUGCGGGACAUGCGUGUGAACUGGGCCGGUAUGACGCCUUCGGUGGUCCGGACGCUUGACCCGGACAUCAUCCCUUCUUUGGCUACGCUUGCUGUGGGUGGAGAAGGCAUCUCCAUCAGCGAUGCAGCAAGCUGGCGUGAGAAGACUACAGUGGUCAACUGCUAUGGUCCUUCAGAGUGCACUGUUGGCGCCACUUACAACAACACAGUAGGGGAGAAGUCCUACAUUAGUAUGGGCAAAGGCACGGGCUGUUCGGUCUGGGUGGUGGAUCCUACUGAUCACAACAAGCUCGUGCCGCCUGGCGUUGUGGGCGAAUUGCUUAUCGAAGGACCAAUCGUCGGAUAUGGGUACUUGAACAACCCUGACAAGACUAAAGAAGUAUUCAUAGAGAACCCGAAAUUUCUCACCUCCGGUAGUCCGAAAACGACUGGACGGCGAGGAAGAAUGUACAGGACCGGCGAUUUGGUGCGCUACGACCCAGAUGGUAACGGUGAGGUAAUCUUCGUUGGGCGCGGGGAUCAGCAAGUCAAGCUUCGCGGUCAACGCAUCGAGCUUGCCGAGAUCGAAUUCAACAUGCUUAAGCACCUGCCCGGCAAUACACGGGUCGCAGCUGAGGUCAUCAAGCCUGGUGGAACGGGCGAGCCAACACUGAUUGCCUUUGUCACUGAACCCAAGGAGAGCGACCAAGGACACCUCGACAGUGAUGUUUUUGCUACCUUCUCAACUACUUUCCAGAAAUCGUUACAGGGAAUGACGGCGCAGUUGUCGAAAGAUCUUCCAGUGUACAUGGUCCCGAGCGCAUACAUCCCAUUGUGGACGAUGCCGUUGUUGGUUAGUUGGAAAACGGAUCGAAAGCGCCUGCGCGAGAUUGGCUCUUCCGUCACCAGACAGGAUCUCAGAAAAUUUAGCGCUGCUAUCUCUGUGAGGUCGGAACCUAAAAGCGGCAUGGCCAUUCGAUUGGAGAAGCUGUGGGCUAGAGUUCUGGGUGGCGAAGCCGACUUCAAUGCCAGCGAUAACUUUUUCAGCAUGGGCGGCGAUUCCCUGAGAGCUAUGAAGCUGGUUGCUGCCGCGAGGGAAGUCUGUAUCGCGCUGAGUGUGCCGGACAUCAUGCUUAAUCCGACUUUGGCGGCGAUGGCUACGAAGGCGAAGACAAUGUCAGCGAAGCAGGCGUCAGAAGUGUCUGCAUUCUCCCUGAUACCCAAAGGCUGGAGCAGGGAGAUUGCGCAAACAGAAGCAGCGCAAGCCUGCAACACUGGAACUGAUUCCAUCGAAGAUAUAUAUCCUUGCACCCCAUUGCAGGAAGGUCUCAUGGCGCUUUCCGCCAAAUUUGUUGACGCCUAUGUGGCACAGCGCGUAGUCGAGCUUUCGACUCGUGCCGCUGAAAGACUCAUCGAGGCCAUCGAAAUGGUCGUGCAGAGCUCACCCGUACUGCGGACUCGCGUUGUCAACGUUUCCAACCAUGGCUUAUUCCAAGUCGUACUCAAGGAUGGUCAGCUGCGUCGCGAACAUGGCACAUAUCUUGCAGAAUAUCUUGAGCAGGACCGCGAAGAGCAUAUGGAUCUGGGUACGGCACUGUUCCGGUACGGAGUUGUGUCGCAACCGGGGAGUGAUAUGGCGCAAGUCAUUCUCACAUGCCAUCAUGCAAUCUAUGAUGGGUGGUCGAUGCCAUUGAUUUUCGAGCGUGUCAAUCGCGCAUACAAAGGCCUGCAGAUUCCGCGCCCAGUAGGCUUCAACCAUUUUAUCAAGUAUCUAACCGGGCUGAAUCCUUCAGCAUCACAGCAAUACUGGCGUCAUUUACUUGACGGCGCAAGUCCACAUCAAUUUCCCUCCCUCCCUCACAAAGGCUACAUUACACGCGCGAACUCUCUACUCGAGCAUUAUGUAAAUGUUCCGGCUGGUGCCAAUAGCAAGUACACCGUCGCGACUAUCAUCCGUGGCGCAUGGGCUCUUGUAUCAUCCCUCUAUCUGGGACAUGAUGACAUCGUCUUUGGCGAGACGCUCACAGGGCGCUCUGCUCCGGUCACUGGCAUCGAGGAGAUUGAAGGCCCGAUGAUCACCACAGUCCCCAUCCGCACCAAGGUCGAUCACAAAACUCAAAUCUGGAAGUACCUCGAUGCAGUCCACACACAGACUGUCCAGCAGAUGCCGCACGAACACUUCGGUCUCCAAAACAUCCGCCGACUCAGCCGCGAUGCGAGAGAAGCGUGCGAACUACGUACCGGUCUCGUUCUGCAUCCAAAAGAAAAUAAUGUACCGGAAGCGACGGCUAACAUCGAGGAUGCGCCUGCGAACGGCUUCUUGCCUUCCGAUGAUGCAGAAGCGGCGAGAGAAGCAUUAAAGUUCAAUACGUAUGCGCUGAUGCUGGUGUGCACGCUGGAUGAGAAUGGCUUCCUCAUUAUGGCGAGCUUUGACUCGAAGUGCAUCACCUCGCCAGUCAUGGAUAGAGUGCUCAGGUUGUUGGAUCGCGUUGUCACUGGGUUCAUGAAGGAGCCUGAACAGCAGCUUGGCUCUGUGGUGACAUUGGAGGCUGAAGAACUGGAGGAUGCUCUGGCAUCCAGGGUAGAAGACAAGGCACAAGAAGAAAAGCCCAGAGCCCCAUCCAACGGGAACUCCAAUAACCAAACCUUAACAACACCGGAUAUCUCAACACCGAACGGAGCCAAGCUACAGGCGCUCCUGAGCCGCAUACUUGCUAUUCCAGAAACAGAAAUUAGCCCAAGCGAUAGCUUUUUCGAUUUAGGUGGCGAUUCAAUAAGCGCGAUGAAGCUUGUCUCCGAAAGUCGUGCGCAGGGCUUGAAGCUCAGCGUUGCCGAUGUCUUCCAAAGUCGUUCGCUUUCCGAGCUCGCGCAGAUUACCAGCAACGAGAAAAAAGAAAAGCUGAUCCAGAUCUUGAGCCGUGUUCUGGAAAUUCCCAAAGAAGAGAUCAGCUCCAGUGACAGUUUCUUCGAGUUGGGCGGCGACUCGAUCUCUGCCAUGCGGCUGGUUGGGGAAUCUCGUGCUAAAGCAAUCAGCAUUACAGUGCCACAAGUCUUCCAAAGCCGCUCGAUUUCGGAGCUUGCUUCACUGGCCGAGCAACUGACGUGUUCGAAUCUUGAAGAGGUUACUCUUGCGCCGUUUUCUGCGCUUGGUGAUGAUGCGGAUUCGUACUGUCCUGAUCAUAUUCAGCCGCUUCUGGAGAACCCUGACUGGAAGAUCGUGGACGUCUACCCAACGAGACCGCUUCAGAAGGUUGCUGUUGAUGGUACUGUUCAGCUUCCUCGGUACUCGCUGCGCUACGAGCUGAUCAAGUUCGAUGCAUCUGUCGAUGAAGCAAAACUGGCGCGAAGCUGCCAGGAAGUGGUCAUUCGCAAUGAAGUGCUCCGCACAGUAUUCGUGGAACUCGGGAACCGCUGCCUUGGUGUGGUUUUGGACUCCCUUGAGGCAAAAUUUCAAGAGAUUUCGGUACCAGAGGACACCGAUAUUGACUCCUCCAUCCGCACAUGGAUUAGCAUGGAUACUGAGGCGCCAAAACCGUACGGAUCAUCAUUCGUUUCCUUUACUCUCUUUAAGCCUGCCCAUGGCUACCCUACACUCGCAUUCCGCAUCUCGCACGCUCAGUACGACGAAAUGUGUCUCCCAAUACUCUUUGCUCAACUCUCAGCCCUAUAUUCCGACUCAACAGUGCCGGAAACACUGCCCUUUACUCACCACGUCAACCACGUAGUCCAGCAAUCAAUUCCCAGCAGCAUCCCCUACUGGCGUGAGCUCCUCAAAUCAUCGCACCUCUCCGUGUUCCGACCUAACAUCCCCCUCACAACACACGCCUCCACCUCAAUCUACCGCGAAUUUGACAUCUCCUCGCGCCCCCCGCAGAUCACCAUCGGGACCCUCCCCACCGCUGCCUGGGCCAUCGUCCUUGCGCGCCGCCUCAACACCCGCGACGUGGUCUUCGGCGAGGUGGUCACCGGGCGGAACCUCGGCGUCGCAGCCGCAGACCGCGUCGUGGGUCCCAGCUGGCAGUACGCGCCCUUCCGCGCGACAUUCGCCCCGCAGGCCACCUACCGCGAGGUCCUGCAUACUGUACAGGAACAGCACAUGACAUCUUCUCCUCACGAGGGUAUGGCGCUGCCUGAGAUCGUGGAGCAAUGCACAGACUGGGAUCCGGCUGAGGCGACGUGGUUCGACAGCGUGGUACAUCAGGCACCGCGGUAUUGGGUCGAGAAUUUGAAUUUUGGCCGGGAUGUGAAGGCGGAAUUUGAGACUGUGUAUCCACAUGCGGAGCCGUUAAAGGAGUGGAAGGUGCAGGCUUUUGUAAUGGACGGGGGAAAGAGGUUGGGGAUCGAAAUAGUGACGUUUGAGGCGUGGAGGGAGGUCGGGGAAGAGGUUGUAGGCGAGAUUGGGAAGGUGCUGGGGUGCUUGGUUGGGGAUGGGGCGGGGAGGGUGUUUGAUGGCGAUGCGUAG
Paraphaeosphaeria sporulosa is the source of this 5742-nucleotide messenger RNA. RefSeq names its product nonribosomal peptide synthetase 6. NCBI's taxonomy places the organism in Eukaryota, Fungi, Ascomycota, Dothideomycetes, Pleosporales, Didymosphaeriaceae. The record is from RefSeq and is a predicted model, not a curated record. Gene Ontology annotation, cellular component: cytoplasm. Gene Ontology annotation, molecular function: phosphopantetheine binding; catalytic activity. Gene Ontology annotation, biological process: amino acid activation for nonribosomal peptide biosynthetic process; secondary metabolite biosynthetic process. The transcript has 2 exons. The coding region runs from base 1 to 5742 and encodes 1913 amino acids.